UGGGGUCAAAGGGAGAUAAAUCGGGAGGCUGCGUACGCCACCGGGGGACGGAGCUGACAGUCGUAGACGAACGAGCAUCCGCACCACACGCUUCUCCAAACCCAGUUAGAGUACCCCUUUGCGAGAUGUGGGACGAUGUAGAAGAAGAAACCCCUGCACCAGCAGAGCCUGCACCGGAGGAGGCCCCCGCCGCGGCCGCCGAGACUGCCGCAGCAGCCAAGCCCGAGGAGGCCGAGCCCCCUGCGCCCGAAAACACCGUGUUGGGCACCGAGCCUAAAAAACUAGUGUUCAAACACUGGAUCAGGCCGAGGUUCCUCCAAUACACGUACCUGUACGACUACCAGCACAACUACUAUAACGACGUCAUCAACUACCUGGACAGGCGGAACAAGGGCCUGCCCGUGGAGCGGCCGCGCGCCCAGACCUGGGGCGAGCGCGUGCUGCGCACCUACCUCUCCAAGGGAGGCUACUCAACCUCCAAGUCUUCCAAAGACUCCGCUCUCCUCAGACACAUUUCGACGGGCGCCAGGUUCCACCGCUACCAUAGCAAGUCCCUCAUCUCGAGGAAGUAUUCCAGACUCGGAUUUAACACCGUCUCCAUCUAGCUUCGCUCUAACACCCUCGCUUGACCUCGCUUGGCGGACUCCGUUCCGAAGUGCCGGCGUGACCUUUGUGUCGAUGUUACAGGAUUUCGUUGGUGUGAUGCAGCAAACAGCAGCCACCGCCUGAACGGUACAAUACAGAGUUCGGAAGCCGUCCGCAUUCCUAUUUUAAUACCUGUCUUAUUUGAGUAAGACAAUAAAAUUUUAAGUUAA
Messenger RNA from Trichoplusia ni (cabbage looper), 815 nucleotides. It is a transcript of the gene Fln, whose product is annotated as flightin. The transcript has 3 exons. NCBI's taxonomy places the organism in Eukaryota, Metazoa, Arthropoda, Insecta, Lepidoptera, Noctuidae. The coding region runs from base 126 to 605 and encodes 159 amino acids. The record is from RefSeq and is a predicted model, not a curated record.